Molecule: messenger RNA, 861 nt
Organism: Gilbertella persicaria
Lineage: Eukaryota; Fungi; Mucoromycota; Mucoromycetes; Mucorales; Choanephoraceae
Product: SPX domain-containing protein
Exons: 2
Coding region: 1-861 (286 amino acids)
Biological process (GO): cellular response to phosphate starvation
Source: RefSeq, a predicted model, not a curated record
AUGCUGUCUACUUUACUAGACUCUGAAAAAGACAACCAAAUAGACCGAAAGCCCAAACUAGAAUACAAAAGAAGCAUUCAUAACAAAGAUGUUUUUUCCUUGUCUAACCGAGCCAACCAAGAUGAUCAUUGUAUUCAAUCGCCUGCUAUUAAAUCACAAAGAAGACACUCGACUGCUCAACUUGUUAAAGAAUUAGUCAAUUUGGUCCUGAAUGAACGAGAAAAUCCGAAAGAACAAGCAGAAAAAGAACAGAGCGAAUCAAAGACAUUGAUUGUCGAAUUAGAACAAGAUGAUGAAUUCUUUAAAUUACUCUUGACUGAAUUAGAACAAGCUGCUGAAUUACAGGAUGUUACUGCACAACAAUUUGAAAAAGAUAUUUAUACUUUGGAGAAUAAAAUGACUCGAGUGGCUGCACCACAAAAAUCAGAUAUGUAUCAUUGGCGCAAAAUAUUUUCCAUCUAUAUGGACGCACAAAUAUUCCGUGGAAAUACUGAAGUAGACCAUACAUUUCGGUCUGUAGAAAGAGCCAAGAAACAAAUGACAUGGUUUUUGGAACAAUUAAACAGAGCAGAUUUAUUAAAGAAACUCAAAACAAAAGAAUCCAAAUCAGCCUUUGAACAGUUUAUCAGUCUGAAUACAGAAUUGAUUACCAUCAAACAUUAUCAAAUGUUAAAUCAAACAGCCAUGCGAAAGAUCUUGAAAAAGCAUGAUAAACGAAGUGGAUUGACUGCCAGCCAAAGUUUCCCCGAACUUGUUUCAACCGAUCACUUGUUUAGUCCAAAACUAGCCAGUAUGCUUUAUGCAACAAUCACCAACAGAGUGACAAACAUUAUACCACAACCUGAAGACUAUGGUAACUAG